This is a messenger RNA of Miniopterus natalensis, 2615 nucleotides long. RefSeq names its product RAS protein activator like 1 (gene RASAL1). Gene Ontology annotation, molecular function: GTPase activator activity. The record is from RefSeq and is a predicted model, not a curated record. Gene Ontology annotation, biological process: negative regulation of Ras protein signal transduction; intracellular signal transduction; cellular response to calcium ion. NCBI's taxonomy places the organism in Eukaryota, Metazoa, Chordata, Mammalia, Chiroptera, Miniopteridae.
GCCGAUCCUUCGAAAACCUCCCGCCCAGCUAGCUACCUGCAAUCCGGACAGGUGGCGCUGGGACCCCGGGACAGGGCUCCAGGCUUGCAGCUGGUGACAUGUAGACCCCUUUCUCUGCCCACCUCCCCUCGCGGUCCAGCCUCGGCACCUGGGCGCCCUCCUGUCCGGAAAGUUUGGGGUUGGGCGCCAUGGCCAAGAUCAGCUCCCUGAAUGUCCGCGUGGUGGAGGGCCGGGCGCUGCCCGCCAAGGACGUGUCUGGGAGCAGCGACCCCUACUGCAUCAUCAAGGUGGAUGACGAAGUAGUAGCCAGGACAGCAACUGUGUGGCGGAGCCUGCGCCCUUUCUGGGGGGAGGAGUACACGGUGCACCUGCCCCUGGACUUCCACCGCCUGGCCUUCUAUGUGCUCGACGAGGACGCUGUUGGGCAUGACGACAUCAUCGGCAAGAUCUCACUGAGCAGGGAGGCGAUUGCAGCGGAUCCCCGAGGAAUUGACAGCUGGAUUAACCUGAGCCGUGUGGACCCGGAUGCGGAGGUGCAAGGUGAGAUCUACCUGGCCGUGCAGAUGCUGGAGGAUGCGCGGGGCCGCUGUCUUCGCUGCCACGUGCUCAAGGCCAGGGACCUGGCCCCCCGAGACAUCUCCGGCACAUCUGACCCAUUCGCACGUGUGUUUUGGGGCAGCCAGAGCUUGGAGACUUCGACCAUCAAGAAGACUCGCUUCCCACACUGGGAUGAGGUGCUGGAGCUACGGGAAAUGCCAGGCGCCCCAUCCCCGCUGCGGGUGGAGCUCUGGGACUGGGACAUGGUGGGCAAGAACGACUUCUUGGGCAUGGUGGAGUUCCCCCCAAAGGUCCUGCAGCAGAACCCACCCAACGGCUGGUUCCGUCUCCUGCCCUUUCCCAGAGCUGAGGAGGAUUCUGGGGGGCACCUGGGCGCCCUGCGCCUGAAAGUGCGCCUCACCGAGGACCGGGUCCUGCCCUCCCAGUGCUACCGGCCGCUGCUGGAGCUGCUCAUGGAGUCCGUGCAGGGGCCGGUGGAGGAAGAUGUUUCCAGCCCCCUGGCUCUGCUGGAGGAGUUGACCUCAGGGGACUGCCGCCAGGACCUUGCCACCAAGCUGGUGAAGCUCUUUCUUGGCCAGGGUCUGGCUGGGCCCUUUCUGGACUAUCUCACCCGGCGUGAGUUGGCGAGGACCACCGACCCCAACACCCUCUUCCGUUCCAACUCUCUGGCAUCCAAGUCAGUGGAACAGUUCAUGAAGCUCGUGGGCAUGCCCUACCUGCACGAGGUCCUGAAGCCAGUGAUUAACCGGGUCUUCGAAGAGAAGAAGUACAUGGAACUGGACCCAUGCAAGAUGGACCUGGGCCGCACCAGGAGGAUCUCCUUCAAGGGCACCCCCUCCGAGGAGCACGUGCGGGAGGCCAGCCUGGGGCUGCUGACGGGCUACCUGGGGCCCAUCGUGGAUGCCAUCGUGGACUCCGUGGAGCGCUGCCCGCCUGCCAUGCGCCUCGCCUUCAAGCAGCUGCAUCGGCGCGUGGAGGAGCGCUUCCCCCAGGCAGAGCAUAAGGAUGUGAAGUACCUGGCCAUAAGCGGCUUUCUCUUCCUGCGAUUCUUUGCCCCUGCCAUCCUCACCCCGAAGCUGUUUGACCUCCGGGACCAGCACGCAGAUCCCCAGACCGGCCGCUCACUGCUGCUGCUCGCCAAGGCUGUGCAGAGCAUCGGAAACCUGGGCCAGCAGCUGGGCCAGGGCAAGGAGCUGUGGAUGGCCCCCCUGCACCCCUUCCUGCUGCAGAGUAUCUCUCGUGUGAGAGACUUCCUGGACCAGCUGGUGAAUGUUGAUGGGGAGGAGGAGGCUGGGGGCCCGGCCAGGGCCCUGGUCCCGCCCUCGGUGACAGUUCGGGAAGGCUACCUGCUGAAGCGCAAGGAGGAGCCCACCAGUCUGGCCACGCGCUUUGCCUUCAAGAAGCGGUACUUCUGGCUCAGUGGGGAGAUGCUCUCCUACUCCAAGAGUCCUGAGUGGCAGAUGCGCUCCUCCAUCCCCGUGGCGCACAUCCGCGCCGUGGAGCGCGUGGACGAGGGCGCCUUCCAGCUGCCGCACGUGAUGCAGGUGGUGACGCAGGACGGCUCCGGGACGCUGCACACCACCUACCUCCAGUGCAAAAACGUGAACGAGCUGAACCAAUGGCUGUCGGCCCUGCGCAAGGCCAGCGCCCCCAACCCCGGCAAGCUGGCCACCUGCCACCCGGGCGCCUUCCGGGGCGCGCGCUGGACCUGCUGCCUCCAGGCCGAGCGCUCAGCUGCUGGUUGUAGCCACACACACUCGGCUGUCACCCUGGGAGACUGGAGUGACCCACUGGAUCCUGAUGCUGAGGCCCAGAUGGUGUAUCGGCAGCUGCUCCUGGGGCGGGACCAGCUCAGGAUGAAAUUCCUGGAGGAUUUCAACAUGGAUACAAGUCCAGAGUCAGACACAGGGGACUCCAGGGCCUGUCCUGAUGCCCUGGCCCGGCAGCGAGAAGCAGCGACCCGCCUGCUGGAGGUGCUCGAAGACCUAGAUCGAGCCCACGAGGAGUUCCAGUGGCAGGAGGCUGGGAAGGUGGUCUCGGGUCCCCUUGGGCCCUGA